Molecule: messenger RNA, 966 nt
Organism: Brassica oleracea var. oleracea
Lineage: Eukaryota; Viridiplantae; Streptophyta; Magnoliopsida; Brassicales; Brassicaceae
Exons: 1
Coding region: 1-966 (321 amino acids)
Source: RefSeq, a predicted model, not a curated record
AUGUUCCCAUAUUUAAAUGAGCAAUCAUCUCCUUUUGUAGUUUCCGACUCUGACGAAGAUAAAACGGCCUCCUCCAUGGACUCCACGGCACCGACAUCUCCACCGGUCGAUGCCGUAGAUGACGGUUCAUCUGCACAAUUGCCUAGAAGACUGUUUGGUCCAGGCUUUUUCCCAACUGGUUUGCGGCUGAACAUAUACUCCAAGGCCAACGUCAUCGGGGCUGUUGCGUCUACUCUAGCUGGUUUGGCGGACAUUGACGUUUUAAUCGGCUCUCAGUUUGGCAGAUUGUUUCACCUACCUGCUGCUCGUUGCCACAACUCAACUAAGCUCAUUGGAAGCCUCCUCUACCGUCAGCUUAUUACGACACGAAAAUACGAACUUUGGUACACCUUCAGUACUCAUCCUCUUCGUUUCUCCCUAGAUGAAUUUCACUCGAUAACUGGCUUGAACUGCGGCGCAUUCGAUAUAGAAGAUUCAGACCCUAAGGCGAGUGCAGGUAGUAUUAUGUGGCAAAAACGUUUUGAUACAACGGUGGGUGAUAUAAGCGUUGCUCAGGUUCUUGAGAUGCUACGCAAUCCAUUUCUUGCGAGUUGGAAACGACUUCGUUUGGCUUUGAUAGCUUUGGUAGACGGGGUUCUUUGUUGUACUAACAAAACCCUGAAGCUCACCCCCAAGUAUGUCGAAAUGCUCAUUGACGUACCAUCCUUCUUGAACUAUCCAUGGGGUAGACUCUCGUUUUUACACACCUUAUCUCGUUUUUUGCCUCCCCCUGUCAGUAAAGACAUCCCUGACCCGCUGCAAGAACUGCGGAUCCGGUUAUCUCAACAGACAACCGCAUGCUAUGGCUUUCUCCUAGCUCUCCAGUUGCUUGCUUUCGAAGUCGUGCCUCAGCUCUUGGCUAGAAUUCCUGAUGCAGGCAACACAACUACUUUUUUGGAGACCCUUCCGCUUGUGCGACCACUGUAG